Molecule: messenger RNA, 2027 nt
Organism: Thamnophis elegans (Western terrestrial garter snake)
Lineage: Eukaryota; Metazoa; Chordata; Lepidosauria; Squamata; Natricidae
Gene: DPAGT1
Product: dolichyl-phosphate N-acetylglucosaminephosphotransferase 1
Exons: 11
Coding region: 15-1550 (511 amino acids)
Biological process (GO): protein N-linked glycosylation; dolichol-linked oligosaccharide biosynthetic process
Cellular component (GO): membrane
Molecular function (GO): UDP-N-acetylglucosamine-dolichyl-phosphate N-acetylglucosaminephosphotransferase activity
Source: RefSeq, a predicted model, not a curated record
GGGCCGGCCGCGGGAUGCAUGGCCGGGCGUCCGAAGCCAGCGGGGGCAGCGGGCUCGCCUCCUCCUCCUCCUCCUCCUCCUCCUCCUUCCCGGAGCCGGCGCGGAGCUACAUGGCAGCCGGGCUCUUCCGCCUCCUGUCACGGCCCAGCUGGGCGGGGCGCCGCGGCGCUGAGAGGGGCCGGGCGGGCGGAGGGCUGGGCAGGGCUAAGCCCGACGCCGCCUCCCAGGCGCAGGACGGACGCGGCUCGCCUGGCACCUGCCACAGGGACGCCGAAGGGACGCCCCCUCCCAUCGACCAGGGCGGCGGCGGCGGCGGCGGCGGCGGCGCGAUGGGGAAGCUGCCGGUGGUGCCGCUGCUGAUCAACCUGGGCGGCUCGGCGCUGGGCUGCUGGGCCACGCUGCGCCUGAUCCCCGCCUUCCGCGAGCACUUCCUGGCGGCGCGGCUGUGCGGGGCCGACCUGAACAAGCGCUCCAGGCAGCCCGUCCCCGAGUCGCAGGGCGUGAUCAGCGGCGCCGUCUUCCUCAUCAUCCUCUUCUGCUUCAUCCCGGUGCCCUUCCUCAGCUGCUUCGCCGGGGAGCGCUGCCAGGCCUUUCCGCACCACGAGCUGGUGGCGCUGGUGGGCGCCCUGCUGGCCAUCUGCUGCAUGAUUUUCCUUGGUUUCGCCGACGACGUGCUCAACCUGCGCUGGCGGCACAAGCUGCUGCUGCCCACCGCCGCCUCCCUGCCCUUGCUGAUGGUCUACUUCACCAACUUCGGGAACACCACCAUCGUGGUGCCCAAGCCCUUCCGGGUGCUGCUGGGCGUCUACCUCGACCUAGGGAUACUCUACUACGUGUACAUGGGCAUGCUGGCCGUCUUCUGCACCAACGCAAUCAACAUUCUGGCUGGGAUUAACGGCCUGGAAGCCGGGCAGUCUCUGGUGAUUUCUGCCUCCAUCAUCGCUUUCAAUAUUGCGGAGUUAACAGGGGAUUGCAAGGAUGACCACGUCUUCUCCCUCUACUUCAUGAUUCCCUUUUUCUUUACUACGCUGGGGCUGCUGUACCACAACUGGUACCCUUCCCGUGUGUUUGUGGGAGACACCUUCUGCUACUUUGCCGGCAUGACCUUCGCCGUGGUGGGCAUCCUUGGGCACUUCAGCAAGACGAUGCUUCUCUUCUUCAUCCCGCAAGUGGCCAACUUCCUCUACUCGCUGCCUCAGCUUUUCCACAUCAUCCCAUGCCCCCGCCAUCGGCUGCCCAGAUUCAACGCAGACACGGGGAAGCUAGAGAUGAGCUACUCGAGAUUCAAAGCAAAGAACCUCUCUCCAUGGGGAGCGUAUACCCUUAAGGUAGCUGAGAAACUCUGCCUGGUGAAUGUGCGUCAGGGAACAGACAAGGAUGGAGAAUUCACAGAAUGCAGUAACAUGACCCUCAUUAACUUUGUGCUGAAGUUGAUAGGACCAACCCCUGAACAAAAACUGACGGUUCUGCUGCUGCUAAUCCAGGUUGCUGGUAGCUUGGUAGCUUUUGGUAUCCGGUACCAGCUUGUGCGGCUGUUUUAUGACAUCUGAGCUGACCGGCGGUCGUUUGAUCCUCCUCCGUCCCUGUUAUCCAUUCCAUCUGAGAGAAGCCUGAAUGCAGCCCUUCCCAGGGCGCCUCUCAGCUCCCGUCAGAAGUUGGGAUGCUGCUGCCUCCACCGGGAGGAUCAGACCAGCCAGAGUCCGGCUGUCGGCCUCUUCUGGAUGCAGCUCGGAAGCAACAUUAUGCCCCUCUGGUGAACUCAAGCUGCCCACGGGCCCCUUGCCUCCUUGGGGGGGAAUCCAACGGAGUCAAGGCCUGUAGCAGCAGGUGAAGCAGGGGACCCUUAGCUUCGUAAAUGCCUUCCUUGCCCUCUUCUCCGGGGGAGGAUCUGAUUUUGGUUCCUUCACUUUGUGCUGAAAAGAACUCUGUGUGUUUGAGAUGUUGCUCUGAAGCCUGUUUGGAACUGCUGUACGACCAUCCUUCCCACAAACUCCGCUGGGUAUAAAUUAGUACUGUCUUUUUCUACA